Messenger RNA from Anopheles merus, 1066 nucleotides. It is a transcript of the gene RpS4, whose product is annotated as 40S ribosomal protein S4. The record is from RefSeq and is a predicted model, not a curated record. Gene Ontology annotation, cellular component: ribosome; cytosolic small ribosomal subunit. Gene Ontology annotation, biological process: translation. The transcript is spliced from 3 exons. Gene Ontology annotation, molecular function: RNA binding; structural constituent of ribosome. Lineage: Eukaryota; Metazoa; Arthropoda; Insecta; Diptera; Culicidae. The coding region runs from base 82 to 870 and encodes 262 amino acids.
CCCCAUUCAGCCACUGCACGCUGUUUGACAACUUCCGGCCGCUUGUCGUUUGUCGUUUUCUUUUCGCCCUGAACUAUCAAGAUGGCGCGCGGUCCGAAGAAACAUUUGAAGCGUUUAAAUGCUCCACGAGGAUGGAUGUUGGACAAGACCGGCGGUACCUUCGCGCCGCGUCCGUCCACCGGCCCACACAAGCUGCGCGAAUCGCUGCCGCUGGUGAUCUUCCUGCGUAACCGCCUGAAGUACGCACUGACCAACAGCGAGGUGACGAAGAUUGUGAUGCAGCGUCACGUCAAGAUCGACGGCAAGGUCCGCACCGAUCCGAACUACCCGGCCGGAUUCAUGGAUGUGAUCAACAUCCACAAGACCGGCGAAUACUUCCGCCUGAUCUACGACGUCAAGGGCCGCUUCACGGUGCACCGCAUCACGAGCGAGGAGGCCAAGUACAAGCUGCUGAAGGUGAAGCGCGUCCAGAUCGGACCGAAGCGCGUGCCGUUCCUGCUGACGCACGACGGCCGCACCAUCCGCUAUCCGGAUCCGCAGAUCCACCAGCACGACUCGAUCCAGUACGACAUCGCCACCGGCAAGGUGCUGGACGUGCUCAAGUUCGAACCGGGCAACCUGUGCAUGAUCACGGGCGGAAGAAAUUUGGGCCGUUGCGGUACGGUGAUCCUGCGCGAGAAGCACCCGGGAUCGUUCGAGAUCGUGCACGUGAAGGAUACGACCGGGCACGUGUUCGCGACCCGCCUGUCGAACGUGUUCAUCAUCGGCAAGAGCACCAAGGCGUACAUCUCGCUGCCGAAGGGCAAGGGUGUGAAGCUGACGAUUGCCGAGGAGCGCGACCGGCGACUGGCCAACAAGGCUGCUCAGUAAGCGCGGGAGAAGGCGGAAAGGAGGGGGGUAGAGGCCCUGCCCUGUUCCGGGCGAACAACAAUUCCGUUUGUGUGUGUGGAAUGUGGAAAAUGAUCGGAGAAGAAGCGAGAGGACAAAAAGUAUGUUCCGUUUGAAUGUCUACCAUCCGGUUCAAAUGCAGGAGCAUAAUAAAGCCUAGAAUAUACACAAAAAUCUA